AUGACAUCUGAGGUAUUCAAGCUGAAAAGCCUCUCUGAACAAGUCAAAAAUGGCUACAUUAGAGAAGCUAAAGAGAGGCUAGAGGCUCGUAUGGCCAGAGAAGCUGAAGAGAAAGCUAAAGAAAAGGCAAGACUGGAAGCUAAAGAGAAAUCAAGAAAAGAAGUAGAAGAAAAGGCCACCGCUAGGGCUGCUGCUGCUGAAGCUGAAGCCAAAGCUAAGGCUGACGCUGAAGAAGCAUCACACAUUGAUGCGGAAGAAUCUUCCACGACAAAGGAAGUGGCUCUGACUCAGGGUGAGUCAUCUAACUCUGAUAUUUCUCCACUGGUGCUGAAGACUCUGGAGGAACUCCAGAAAGAACAACAAAUUGUAAGAGCCAGAUUGGAUCAACAGGACUUUGUCAACUCCAACAUUCAGAGUCUCCUGACUCAGCUGCUCCAGAGGAUGUCGCCUCCUCCAAACCCUUAG
Lathyrus oleraceus (garden pea) is the source of this 465-nucleotide messenger RNA. Its product is annotated as eukaryotic translation initiation factor 4 gamma-like. The transcript has a single exon. The record is from RefSeq and is a predicted model, not a curated record. Bases 1 to 465 code for a protein of 154 amino acids. Lineage: Eukaryota; Viridiplantae; Streptophyta; Magnoliopsida; Fabales; Fabaceae.